AUGUCGUUUCUUUCCAUUCCGGCUUCGCGCCCCACGUGGCCUUCCUUUGUCAAUCGCGCUACGGUUGUCUUGGACCGCAUCUGCGGUUGUGCCUACACUGACGCCCAAAUCUUUGUCGAGACGUCGGACGUUGGUUUUCCCUGGGACGACGGCAAUUCGAUCGUUGAUUCGAUCGACUGGCACGACCAAUUCUACCAUCCCCAACACACGGACACGGAUUUGACCAAAGAAGUUGCUGCUCCUUGUCGGAGAACCAAGACGACGAUACCGAAGAGGACAGCAUCGCCAUCAUCCGUCAUCGUCCUACACGCCUCCAAAAAGGCCCCGUCGCUCACCCUCAGUCCUCGCCGGACAACGGAUAGCGCUACCGUCACCACCGCCGCCAGUUCGUCCGCGGAAGACGAUCGGGAGGACGUGCGGCGAACUCCCAGCGAAAUCUCUGUACCUUACCGGGCCGUCCGACGCUGGUCCAGUGCCAGUCAGGAACACGACCCCGUAGCGUGUUUCGACGAGGCCCCGGCUCUGUGGGUCGCUCCCGUUGACCUGCGCAAGGUCCAAUCGGCCGGACGACGAGCCCUGCCGCGACUGCACGGACACGACCGUUGA
Messenger RNA from Phaeodactylum tricornutum CCAP 1055/1, 606 nucleotides. RefSeq lists its product with no specific name. The record is from RefSeq and is a predicted model, not a curated record. Lineage: Eukaryota; Bacillariophyta; Bacillariophyceae; Surirellales; Neidiaceae. The coding region runs from base 1 to 606 and encodes 201 amino acids. The transcript has a single exon.